Balaenoptera ricei (Rice's whale) is the source of this 1355-nucleotide messenger RNA. It is a transcript of the gene HCAR2, whose product is annotated as hydroxycarboxylic acid receptor 2. Bases 1 to 1092 code for a protein of 363 amino acids. Gene Ontology annotation, biological process: G protein-coupled receptor signaling pathway. Gene Ontology annotation, cellular component: membrane. Gene Ontology annotation, molecular function: G protein-coupled receptor activity. The record is from RefSeq and is a predicted model, not a curated record. The transcript has a single exon. NCBI's taxonomy places the organism in Eukaryota, Metazoa, Chordata, Mammalia, Artiodactyla, Balaenopteridae.
AUGAACCCGUCCCACCCGCAGAAUCAUUUUCUGGAAAUAGGCAAGAAGAACUGCUGUGUGUUCCGGGAUGAUUUCAUUGCCAAGGUGCUGCCGCCGGUGGUGGGGCUGGAGUUUGUGUUCGGGCUCCUGGGCAAUGGCCUUGCCCUGUGGGUUUUCUGCUUCCACCUCAAGUCCUGGAAAGCCAGCCGGGUGUUUCUGUUCAACUUGGCCGUGGCUGACUUUCUCCUGAUCAUCUGCCUGCCUUUCCUGACCGACAACUACGUGAGGAAGUGGGACUGGAGGUUUGGGGAGGUCCCGUGCCGGAUGAUGCUCUUCAUGCUGGCCAUGAACCGCCAGGGCAGCAUCAUCUUCCUCACGGUGGUGGCCGUGGACAGGUACUUCCGAGUGGUCCAUCCCCAUCACGCGCUGAACAAGAUCUCCAAUCGGACGGCGGCCCUCAUCUCCUGCCUCCUGUGGGGCGUCACCAUCGGCCUGACGAUCCACCUCCUGUACAAAACGAUGCUGAUCAGGAAUCGCAACUCGAAUCUGUGCAGUAGCUUCAACAUCUGCCACACUUUCCGCUGGCACGACGCCAUGUUCCUCCUGGAGUUCUUCCUGCCCCUGGGCAUCAUCCUGUUCUGCUCGGCCAGAAUCAUCUGGAGCCUGCGGCAGCGACAAAUGAACAAGCACGCCAAGAUCAAGAGGGCCAUCAACUUCAUCAUGGUGGUGGCCAUCGUCUUCAUCAUCUGCUUCCUGCCCAGUGUGGCCGCACGCAUACGCAUUUUCUGGCUCCUGCACACCACUGGUACAAAGAACUGUGACGCCUAUCGCUCGGUUGACCUGGCUUUUUAUAUCACCCUCAGCUUCACCUACAUGAACAGCAUGCUGGACCCUUUGGUGUAUUACUUCUCCAGCCCAUCUUUCCCCAACUUCUUCUCCGCCUUGAUCAACCGCUGCCUGCGGAGGAAGGUGCCGGAUGAGUCCGAGAAUAACCGCAGCACAAGUGUCGAGCUCACGGGGGAUCCGAGUACUACCAAGAACGUUCCUGACACUUUAAUGGCCAAUCCCAGUGAGCCUCAGAGCCCCUCUUAUCUGACUCCAGCCUCUCCUUAAAAUAACCAAGCCAAGAAGGGAGAUGAUCAUCAAGGACCAAGAUCUCUGGAGAAGCAGUUGGGCUGGUACACAGAGUAACAUCAUGAGCCUUGGCCUGUGGUUUCCCAGAACUUCCAGAUCCAGAGAAUCCGAUUUAGAGAAUUGGUCUGGCAGCAUGGGCUGCUUGGUUGCAGCGUGUCUCCCCCGGGAUCUUGGGGGAACGGAGGAAGAAGCUUCUAGGUGUCUGAAACUUCUGUUCAAUCUUGGACACUCGCAGAACUGAA